Messenger RNA from Trichomycterus rosablanca, 2576 nucleotides. RefSeq names its product prenylcysteine oxidase 1-like. The record is from RefSeq and is a predicted model, not a curated record. Bases 277 to 1800 code for a protein of 507 amino acids. The transcript is spliced from 7 exons. NCBI's taxonomy places the organism in Eukaryota, Metazoa, Chordata, Actinopteri, Siluriformes, Trichomycteridae. Gene Ontology annotation, molecular function: prenylcysteine oxidase activity. Gene Ontology annotation, biological process: prenylated protein catabolic process; prenylcysteine catabolic process.
GGGUACUUAUCAUGCUAUAACACUAGCCAAUCAGAAUGCCGAGAAAAAUAGUGUCAGCCAAUCCUAGUGCAAGGGAGGCGGGAUUUAUCGGAAUACAGGUGGGAUGAAACAGAACCGACUGCGCAUAGAGAAGUAGAGAAGUUUGUGAACGCAUGUCAACUUUUGUGGAGAGUUGAAUUGUGUAAAUGCAAAAAUAAACUAAUAAAUAAAGACUUUCUGCUGCAGUUGGAGUCAAAUAAUUCGAUGUCUGCACGGAUUUAGAAGUAAGUCCUCAUCAUGUCAGCGAGAACUCUGUCUGCUCUUCUGUUUCUCUGCCUGGUUCAGGUCGGGCGCCGGGGUCUCGCCUCCGCUCCUGAGCUGCGAGAGCCGCCGAAGAAAAUAGCCGUCAUCGGAGCUGGGAUCGGAGGAACGGCGGCGGCGUUUUUCCUCAGGCAGGAGUUUGGGGCGUCCGUGAAGAUCGACGUGUUCGAGUCGGGAUCGGUGGGAGGACGUCUGGCUACAGAGGACGUCGGAGGACACGAGUACGAGAUGGGAGGCUCCAUCUUACACCCGCUCAACCUGCACAUGAAGCACUUUGUGGACAGACUAGGUCUGUCGGCGCGUGCUGAGGUGCCCACUAAACUGGCCUUCUUCGAUGGGAAGGAGUUGGUGUUCGAGGAGAGCGACUGGUUCAUCGUGAACUUCCUGCGCAUGCUGUGGCGCUACGGCUUGAACUCCAUCCGCAUGCACAUGUGGGUGGAGGGGAUUCUGGACAAGUUCAUGAGGAUUUAUCAGUACCAGCAGUUCGGUUACUCCUUCACCAGCGCCGAGAAGAUGCUGCACGCCCUGGGCGGAGACGCUUUCCUCUCCCUGCUCAACCAGACGCUGGAGGAGGCCAUGCGGUCUCACGGCUUCUCUCAGGCCUUCAUUAACGACGUCGUCACGCCCAUCUCCCGCUUCAGUUACCUCCAGAGCGUCCGUCUGCAUGCUCUCGUGGGCGCGGUGGCGUUAUCGGGUACAGAUUCGGGUCUGUGGGCCGUGGACGGAGGAAAUAAGAAGGUCUGUUCUGGUCUUCUGUACAACAGCAAAGCUGAACUCAUCUCAGCACGCGUGACCUCCAUCAGCCUCAAAACCAGACCAUCCAAAACCGGUUCCGUCUCGAGUCUCUAUGAAGUGAACUACGUGGGCGAAUCCGGCUCCGCCCAUUCUCUGUACGACAUCGUGAUCGUGGCCACGCCCCUUCACCAGGGUCUGUCCGACAUCAGCUUCUCGGGCUUCUCUCCUCCGGUGCCCUCGCACUUCCCCGGGCGCUACCACACCACCGUGAGCACGCUCGUCCAGGGCGUCCUCAACGUCUCGUACUUCGACCCCGCCCGGGCUCCCGGCGAGUUCUACGUCACCGAUAUAUUCACCACGGAUAAGGAGGAACUGGGCGUGGCCAGCGUGAGCGCGGUGAACCCGGUCCACAUCCCCCCGGGUCACUCGCGCUCCCCGGCCGGCCGGAGCAAAGUGUGGCGGAUGUUUUCUAACGAGCCGCUGAGCGAGGAGCAGCUGAGGACGCUGUUCGUGUCGCGGGAGCGCGUGCUGGAGAGGCGCUGGCUGGCGUACCCGUCCUACAGGGCGCCGGAGAGACGCGCCCCGCCGUUCGUGCUCCACCAAAACCUCUUCUACAUCAACUCCAUCGAGUGGGCGGCCUCGUCCAUCGAAAUGAACGCCGUCUCGGCCAGGAACGUCGCCCUGCUCGCCCGGCACCGCUGGCACGGCCAGACGGAGAAGGUGGACCAGGAGGAUCUGCACGCCCGCCUCCGGGGGGAGCUGUAGCGCCGAGAGAAUAAUAAUGUUCAGCACUUAGUUUCUAAUCGAUCGCUAACAUAUAAAGAAAAUCAUCUGCUUCUGACUGUGAAGCAACAGUUUAGGGAAGGUCCUGUCCUGUUCCAGCAUGAGCAACGACGUGUCAUGUUUGUUUUUUAGAAAUGAUUUGUGUCUCGUUUUACUUCUAGAUUAAAUCUCGUGUAAAUAAUUAAGCACUAAAAUGCACACAAGCAUCAAAAUACUGUAAAAUUUUAAUAUAUUAGAAUUAUAAAAAUACUGGGGCGCUUGGGUGGCUCAGAGGUAAAACGCACAAGCUUGUGAGUUCGAAUCUCGGCUCUGCUUUCAGCCGGUUGGGCGCCUUUACAGAUAAAGAGCAGCUCAUUCGAGGGUGGAAGUGCCAUAGGGGUUAAUCAUAACUGCUGUAAUUACGCCCUCUGCUGGCUGAUCGAGGUGCUACACUGAGACGGGGGAUAACGGAGAUCAGUGUGUGAUUCUCCGUACGUGUGUUAGUCACGGCUCUCAUCGCUCAGGAGUGCAGUAGAGGUGAAAUACGAGCAGGGAAUUGGAUAUGUCUAACUGGGGGAAACGUGCAUUAAAAUGCAUUUUGUAAAUAUAGUUGUGCUGUUUCUGUACAAUAGAAAUAUAAUAGAAAUUAAUUCACUGGAGUGAAUCAGCAGCUUGUUUAAUUUUGAACAAACGAGUGAUUAAUUGUAUUAAUUGCACUAAACAAAAAUCACUUUGUUUACAUUGAAAUAAAAACAUUGACGUUUGUUGCUGGUAUAAAA